Messenger RNA from Harmonia axyridis, 1225 nucleotides. Its product is annotated as putative cell division cycle ATPase. Lineage: Eukaryota; Metazoa; Arthropoda; Insecta; Coleoptera; Coccinellidae. The coding region runs from base 1 to 1005 and encodes 334 amino acids. The record is from RefSeq and is a predicted model, not a curated record. Gene Ontology annotation, molecular function: ATP hydrolysis activity; ATP binding. The transcript is spliced from 4 exons.
AUGAGUGACGGGGGGGAUUGUGAAGGGGAUCGUGAUGUCCGCAAUUUUUUGGAGUUUAAGUGGAUGGAGCAGUACCCAGGAACGCAUCGCGCUUUUUGCGUACGAGAGUAUUAUCGCAACGGUGAUUCAAUAGUAGCUUCUCAAGUCUCAACGUUUAUAUCAGUACCUCACUUGAUCAAGAUCAGCUCACAAUUUGUUUUCUUGAGUCAAUCAUGUAUGCAAAUUUGUGAUUUAGCAAUUUCAAGUUGGACUGUUCUGAAAAUAAAUGAUUUGGCUCCAAUUGUAAAGAGAGUUAGGCCAACAACAGGAAAAAGUUUGACUUCAGUUCAUCUCACCAAAAAAGUACUUGAUCUUUACUUUGGCGAUGUUAAGGCCUAUCCAACUGUAUAUGUUACAAAGUUGACACAGGACACUAAAGAAGCCCUAGUUAUCACUUUAAAAUCAAUAGGCAGCCCAAAAACAACUGAAACCACUUCAGAAAUUGAAAAAGAGCUGUGCUAUAUAUUCAAACGUACCAUCUUGACUAAUGGGAAUAAAAUAAGCAUAGUUCAUUUUGGAAGAUUUUGGAAAUCCAGGAACAGAGAAUCUUUAAAGAAAAUGUUCGAAGCAUUGUCGAAUGCUCCAACCAUAAUGGUUUUUGAUAACUUGGAUCAAAUCUGUUCUAAAUGCUCUAAAUCAACUGUCGAGCAAAAAUUGUUUCUUCUAGAAGACUUGUUGACUCAUUUGGAUAAAUUGAACAAUAACAGGGGUGUGAAGGUAUUCGUAAUUGGCAUUACAAAUAAUAUCAGCAAUGUCGCUCCGGAAUUGAGAAAACCAGGAACUUUUGAUCACGAAAUCAAUAUACCAGUGCCUGAACCAGCUGCAAGGAAAGAACUUUUUGAGGAAAUAUCAGAAAUAUAUGAACAUGACAUCACCGAAGAUGAAUUGUUUGAAAUAUCUAAAGCUACCCGAGGAUUUGUUGGAGAAGACUUGGUGAAACUUUGUUUAACAGCAAAAUUUCUAUGAUUUCCGCGGUCAGCUGUCAGUGAAGACGGCGUGGGUUCACGAUGUUUUAAAGGGCGCCAACGUGUUUGAUACAGUGAAUCUCCAGAAAGAAAAUAUGAGCAGAUGGCUUCGGCUAAAUACGUUAAAACCGAAUGUAUGUUUGGUGACAAGAGAAAUAUAAAAAAAAUAAUAAUGAAAUGAAUCAAGGAAAAAAAAAUAUCAAUCUUCCAGUUCCCUUAGA